UCGCGUAUAGAUUUUUUUAUUAUAUGUUAAGACUAAACCAUCACACCAUCUUUUUCUUAUCAUAUGGAAAACUUAUGAAGGGAUCUAAAAUCUCUCCUAUACAAGCAUACACUAACUUUACUUGUCCCUCAUGAUCCGUACCUCUGCCACGUGCACCGUAUAUAGCUCUAAGCAAGUGCGUCAUUGUGAAAUCGGUCAUUUGGUCCCGACGGUCGAUAUCGCCACAAUUACGAUCAGCGUCUCUUUCUUCUCGACAUGCAUCUGUGUAGGAAAAAGCUUUCGGCAUCUCACCCACCAGCAGCGAAACUUGGCAUCUUUUAUCUACUCGACAAAGUAAUGUCAAGCGUACUGCGAUUGAGUCUUCUGCUACGCACAA
Molecule: messenger RNA, 376 nt
Organism: Plasmopara halstedii
Lineage: Eukaryota; Oomycota; Peronosporomycetes; Peronosporales; Peronosporaceae
Exons: 1
Coding region: 131-337 (68 amino acids)
Source: RefSeq, a predicted model, not a curated record